Messenger RNA from Pieris rapae (cabbage white), 3537 nucleotides. It is a transcript of the gene mbt, whose product is annotated as serine/threonine-protein kinase PAK mbt. Gene Ontology annotation, molecular function: ATP binding; protein serine/threonine kinase activity. Gene Ontology annotation, biological process: intracellular signal transduction; protein phosphorylation; regulation of MAPK cascade. Bases 297 to 1949 code for a protein of 550 amino acids. The transcript has 9 exons. Gene Ontology annotation, cellular component: cytoplasm. NCBI's taxonomy places the organism in Eukaryota, Metazoa, Arthropoda, Insecta, Lepidoptera, Pieridae. The record is from RefSeq and is a predicted model, not a curated record.
UAAAAAAAAAAAAAUACUUGAUGAAAGUUGUAACUUGGGUGUUGGUGAAAAUUAAAAACUUGAUUCUCAGGAUUUCGUUUACUAAACUUGAAGUGUUAAAGACAAAAUUUUAACGCUAAGCAAUACCAUUUCUAUAUUUCAAACAUUAUCAUUGGGAACUUUUUACAAAAGUAGAAUGUGUUGCUAUGUGGAUUGUGAAUAACACAAGUUAAAAACAGGGUUUGGCUAGACCGAAUUUAGCGAAACUCAAAAUAAACUACUAAUAGGUACAUAACCAUAUUAUUUGAAAGUCCAGUAUGUUUUCAAAGAAAAAGAAGAAGCCUCUUAUUUCACCACCAAGUAACUUUGAACAUAGAGUGCACACUGGUUUUGAUAGAAGAGAAAACAAGUUUGUUGGUCUCCCAUUGCAAUGGGCUUCACUAGUUGGAAAUAACCAGAUAUUAAAAUCUUCAAACCGACCAUUACCUUUAGUAGAUCCAUCAGAAAUCACACCAACAGAGAUUUUGGACCUAAAAACUGUUGUAAGAGGUGAUCACCGGACAUCAUCAGUUGCAGCCAUUUCAAGACCAACUUCAACAAACCCAAUAACACAACCUGUACAGAAUGGAGUAAUAUUACCAAAAAUGUCCAAUGUGGCCCGGUCAAACUCUUUGAGAAGUUCAAGUCCACCAAGAAUAAGAAGAGACCUGAGAGGCCAGGCAAAUAUCCCACCAUCAGUACCUGAAGAGUCGCCUUCUGUACAACAAGCUCCACAAUACCCAAGCUUAAGGCGUGAACAGAGCAAUUAUACACUUAAUCAGCCAAUUCGAGAUUCACCUGACGAAUGGUCUCAACAUGCUCAUGAAACAGCUAUAAGAUCUGUAAAUGAUGUAAAUGAAAAUCCUCAAUCAAAUAUUACAUAUCAAAACAUACAAAAUGCCAAUGUUCCAUACCAACACAGCCACCCACCUCCUCAGCCUACUUUGCAUCAACCACAAGUUGGAAUUAAUGGAAAAAAUAUAAAUAUAGGUGAUGCAUAUGGCGUACGAAUCCAACAUCCGGGUGCCCCAUCUCUCUCUGCCUCUAAACACGAGCUACGCUUGACACAUGAACAGUUCCGCGCUGCUCUCAGACUCGUAGUAAGCGAGGGUGACCCUCGGGAGACGCUAACUGGCUUCAGCAAGAUUGGGAAGGGAAGUACUGGGGUGGUUUGCGUAGCCACAGACACGAGGACUCGGCGACGAGUAGCCGUCAAGAUGAUGAACCUACGCAAUCAGCAGAGGAGGGAAUUGCUCUUUAAUGAAGUGGUAAUAAUGCGAGACUAUCCACACCCAAACAUCGUAGAAAUGUAUGCAUCGUACCUCGUGGGGAAUGAAUUGUGGGUAGUUAUGGAAUAUAUGGCGGGUGCUUCGCUCACACAAAUUGUGACGCGCGCUCGAAUGGACCCAGAACAAAUAGCCACUGUGUGCAAGCAGUGCUUAAAGGCGUUGGCGUUUUUACAUGGACAAGGUGUUAUUCACCGAGACAUCAAAUCUGACUCGAUUUUGAUGACCGCUGAUGGACGCGUCAAACUAUCUGACUUUGGAUUUUGUGCUCAGGUUUCACAGGAGCUACCAAAGCGUAAAUCCCUAGUAGGGACACCAUAUUGGAUGUCCCCAGAAGUUGUGUCUCGAUUGCCUUAUGGCCCAGAGGUGGAUGUGUGGUCAUUGGGCAUUAUGGUCAUUGAAAUGAUUGAUGGGGAACCCCCAUUCUUUAAUGAACCACCGUUGCAGGCCAUGCGUCGAAUCCGGGACAUGCCUCCCCCCAGGCCUCGUGGAGCGUCUCGCUGCCCUCCAGACCUGACUUCGUUCCUGGAGUGCGCCUUAGUUCGAGAUCCAGCUCAACGGCAUACAGCUGCAAGGCUACUUCAUCAUCCCUUGCUUCGACGCGCUGGUCCACCUGCUUUGUUAGUACCUUUGAUGCCUCAAUGAUAGGACAAACAUCAUUUAGGCACAGAAUACAAGUAAUGAGAAGUUUAUAUGUAUAAUAUUUCAAUGUUGCAAGUAGCUUUUCCCGUUAUUUAUAAAAAGAAAAAAAAAGUCUUUUCGUCAAAUUGUGGUAACCCUAAAAGAAUGUCUUACAUUUGUGAAAAUAAUGCUUAGGUUUUUUUUUAUAAAUGAGGAUAGAAAUGAUUUACUUGAAACAUUGAAAUUGUAUUCGUUAUAUAUAACAUUAAUUGUUAAAUAAAUAUGACGAGAAUAGUAUAAAGUUUUCAUACUUCGAUAUCUGUUUGUUACUGGUUAUUAAGAACUUUUAAAUAAAGAACAUUAUAAAUCUUAUUAAAAACAAAUUGAAUAAAGAACAAUGUGAUCUGUUCCACAAGCCAACAUGUUUUCAUGCCGUAUUUUGCUGAAUAAUUAGGAUUUGCUAUGGCAAACAAUUGAUAAUGACGAACGCAUUAUAUUAACUAAAAUCAAUUGCCGUUAGAAAGCAGAUGUCGAUGAACGAAAGGUCAAUAACCUUAGUGACCGAUUUCGUCGAAUUAAGAAUACCGUUUGAUCUACUAUUUACAAUGAUAACUACUGUUUGCGUCUUUUAAAUAAAAUUAAGUCAUUUUUAAAAUAUACAUUUCGUGGCCGUAAAUUCUAUAAACUAAUAAUAAUACAUUUUUGACGAAAUUACAUUGAAAUCGAACCGAAGAAACGACGCUUUUUAGCGAUAUUCAAAACAUGACAAAGUGUGCCUAAGAUUAGUGUGAAAAAUGAACGUAUGUCUGACUGUUACUAAUUAAAAUGUGCCUUUAAUUGGAAAAGCUGUGGUUAAACAUCAGUUGUACUGAUAUUGUUAGGAGCCUUUUAAUAUUUUAUUUAUUGAAGCAAAAAUUUGAUUUUUAUACCAAUAUGUGUGAAUUUUACUUAAACAAAAACGUCUAUAUGUUAUCCUCAUUCAAAUUUAAUAAUUGCAGUCUCUUUCUGGCUAAUUAUGUAUAAAAUAUGUUGAAAUGAGACAGAUCAGUACAAGACUGAUUUAGUUUCUAUGAACAAGUAUAUGUAUUAUUUUAAAUAAUUUUUCUUUAACGGCAUUUUGUAGUUACAUCAGUUGAGAUUUUUAAAUAUUUAUUCGAUCUUCUUCUAUUGAAAUUAACUUGAAUGACAAAGGCUCUUAAAAUAUUACACUUAAAAUAUGAGACAAACUUUUACUGCAAUUAGUUAUCACAAUUUUACAAUUACUUUGAAUUUAUACGGAAAUAUAUGAUAAAACUUACGUACCAAUUUAUAUUUAGAGUAUUCUUUGAGAAAGAUACACCAGUGAUUUCAUUCCACUUAUUCAUUCCUAUGAAAAAUAUAUAUUUAUAUCUUAUUAUUUAUUAUAAUGAUUGAUAAUAUUUUUGUCAUAAGGCUAGCUUUUUAAAUUCAAUAUAUGUAUACAAAUUUGUUUUAAUCGGAAAAAUAUUACCAUUGAAGGUUGGCUUUUUAAGGGCGUAGUUGUCCAAAGUGGCGGGAUUUUUUAAAAUGGUGCAACUGCGUAAAGAUUUAUAAACGCUUUAUUUACUACUACUACCUUAGUAUUGUCUUUUAU